Molecule: messenger RNA, 576 nt
Organism: Pelagomonas calceolata
Lineage: Eukaryota; Pelagophyceae; Pelagomonadales; Pelagomonadaceae
Source: the annotation of a GenBank genome assembly
CUCGAUUUAGCCAUUGCCAUUUUUGGCUUUCGGGCUCGCCGUCGCGCAACGCGUGGGCACUCUGGACUGCCCACGUUAGCCUGUGAGCUGCGGAGACCCAGUGCUUCACUGCGCGCAACCCUGAAACCGCGCCUCCAGAGAAGCAGCCACUUGAGCCUCUGCCAGUGAUCGCCGCGGGCGGCGCGGACAUUCGUCAUGGCCUGGCGCGCCCUCGUCUCGAAGCGCCUCCACGAGCUGCGGAUCGUGUGCUGCGCCGAGGCGCCGUCGAGCGAGCCCGUGCGCAGCUACCUGCGCAACAACUACGCGACGCUCAAGACGCUGAACCCGAAGUUCCCCUUUCUCGUGCGGGCCGCCGAGGACAAGCCUUAUAUAGUGGCGACCUACGGCAUGGGCCACACGGAGACCAGAGAUUUGGAUGGGCUCGACGAGGCGGCGGUCGAGAGGACCUUCGAGGAGCUCGUGGCACUAGGAGAAAAACACCCUAGAUCCUGGCCGGCCGCCGACGACCUGCCGCCGGACAUCGUGGCCGCGCCGGGCGCCGAGUGGGGGGCGGAUCCAGCUGAGAAGGCUGCUUAG